AUGGAUCUUGAUCCACCUGGCAUUUUUGUAGAAACCCCAUUCAUUCCCCCCCAUAGCCAGUGGCCCGAACCAAUGGAUCUUGAUCCUCCUGGUAUAUACGUGGCCAUUGAUUAUGGGUGUUUAUCUUAUGAUAAGCAUGACUACGAUGCAAAGCCACUUCAUCCGUUAGUUUAG
Funneliformis geosporum is the source of this 174-nucleotide messenger RNA. Lineage: Eukaryota; Fungi; Glomeromycota; Glomeromycetes; Glomerales; Glomeraceae. The record is from the annotation of a GenBank genome assembly.